UCCGCGGAGGGACAGCACAAACAUGGCAGCGCUCACAUCACUCACUCAGCUGUCCAGUGGAAGCCCCCUCUUCGAGAGUUUCUACAGACAGGUGGACCCAGGGAACACGGGCAGGGUGGGGCCCACUGAAGCGGCUCUGUUUCUAAAGAAAUCUGGCCUGCCUGACACCACACUGGGAAAGAUUUGGGACUUGGCUGACCCCGAUGGAAAAGGCUAUCUGGACAAACAGGGCUUCUAUGUGGCUCUACGCCUGGUGGCCUGUGCGCAGAGCGGCCAGGAGGUGGCGCUGUCCAGCCUGAGCCUUACUGUCCCACCACCCAAAUUUAAGGACAGCAGCAGCCCAUCUCUGGGCAGCGUGGCUUCAGGCGGUGGAGAGCAGCACUGGGCAGUUAGGGCCGAGGAAAGGAGUAAGUUUGACGGUAUUUUCGAGAGUCUGGCUCCGGUGAACGGACUCCUGUCUGGAGACAAGGUCAAACCUGUGCUCAUCAACUCCAAGUUGCCUCUGGACAUCCUUGGCAAGGUGUGGGAUCUCAGCGAUAUUGACAAAGAUGGCCACCUGGACAGGGAUGAGUUUGCAGUGGCCAUGUAUCUGGUUUACCGUGCCCUCGAGAAGGAGCCUGUCCCAUCGGUGCUGCCCCCAUCACUGGUCCCUCCGUCCAAGAGGAAGAAGAGCCUGGUGUCUUUGUCCGGGACACUGCCUGGUGUACCUGGUGUACCUGGUCUGCCAGCCAGUCCCCCGCCCCCCAAAGACUCGCUGAGGUCGACCCCGUCUCAUGGCAGCAUGACUUCCCUCAACAGCACAGGCAGCUUGUCCCCCAAGCACUCGCUCAAGUCUGCCCAGCAGACAGUGAACUGGGUGGUGCCUGUGUCGGAGCGCGGUCGUUAUGAUGACAUUUUCCUGAAGACGGAUGCAGACAUGGAUGGCUUUGUGAGUGGGCUGGAGGUCAAGGACAUCUUCAUGCAGUCGGGACUCUCACAGAAUGUCCUUGCACAUAUAUGGGCCUUGGCAGACACCAGGCAGAUGGGGAAGCUGACCCGUGAGCAGUUUUCUUUGGCCAUGCACCUGAUUCAGCAAAAAGUGAGCAAAGGCCUGGACCCUCCCCAGACACUGAGUGCAGAUAUGAUUCCCCCAUCCGAGAGGGGGACCCCAGUGCCUGGUAUGGCAGGAUACAUGGCCCCAGCAGGAUCUGACAUGGUAGCUCGGUCUGACAUGAGGAGGGACAGCUCCAGCUCUGUGGGGUCAGGAGAGUUCACCGGCAUCAAAGAGCUGGACGACUUGAGUCAGGAGAUCGCACAGCUCCAGAGGGAGAAGUACACUCUGGAGCAGGACAUCAGAGAGACUGAGGAGUCCAUCAGGCACAAGACCACCGAGGUCCAGGACAUGCAGAGUGACUUGGACAGGGAGACGGCCACCCUGCAGGAGCUAGAGGCACAGAAGCAGGAGGCGCAGGAGCGGUUGGAAGAGAUGGACCAACAGAAAAACAAGCUGGAGGACAUGCUUAACGAGGUCCGCAUCAAGUGCCAGGAGGAGUCGCACAUGAUCUCCAGCCUGCAGAGCCAGAUCCACUCUCAGGAGUCCGACCUCCACAGUCAGGAGGAGGAGCUGAGUCGGGCCAAGGCGGACCUGGGCAGGCUGCAGCAGGAGGAGAGCCAACUGGAGCAGAGCCUCAACGCGGGCAAGAUCCAACUGGAAACCAUCAUCAAGUCCCUAAAAGCCACACAGGACGAGAUCAACCAGGCUCGUAGUAAGCUGUGCCAGAUUCAGGACAGCCAGCAGGAGGUGUCCCGGAGCAUCGAGCAGUUCAACAGCACCCUGAAUGGCACCCACGGGGGCAGCAUGACCAAUCUGGCAGACAUGGGUGAGACGUUCAGUGACCGGGAGAACGGGGGAUUUACGGCACCCAGACCCACCCAGGUGGAGGAUCCAUUCAAAGUGAAGGCAUCAGUGUUCCCCAGUCAGCCCCCACCGGUAUUCCCUAGCCAGCCUCAGGAGCUGCACUGUGACCCCUUCCACUCUGAGGACCCCUUCAAAAGCGACCCGUUCAAGGGUGACCCUUUCCAAACUGAUCCCUUUGCAAAGCUGCCCACAGGACCUGCAGAUCCUUUUGGAGGAGACCCAUUUAAAGAGACAGACCCAUUCAAAUCAUCCUCAGAAGAUUUCUUUAAGAAGACCACAAAGGACCCCUUCUCUGCAGCAGACCCUUUUAACAAAAGUGCCACACUGCCAUCCAAGCAACAAACCAGUCACUUCCCCAGCGCUGACCCCUUCUCCUCAAGCAACCCAAAGUCUAAAGGAGCUGACCUGUUCGGCUCCUUGGACCCGUUUGGCAGCAGCUCCUUCAGCAGCACUAACACCUCUGCGGGCUUUGCAGACUUCAGCCACAUGUCCAAACCCAGAGACCCGUUUGAGGGCAGGGCCAGCUGGCUGCCAGACUACCAGAAGUCAGUAUUUGCAGAAGAUCCAUUCAGUAGAAAAAGUGACACCCCAGCUCUACCCCCAAAGAAAGGAGUCCCCCCAAGGCCCAAGCCCCCCAGUGGUAAAAGCACUCCCGUGAGCAGUGAGUCCAGGACCGACCCAUUCCAGCCCUUUGGCACUGAACCCGUGGACCCCUUCCACAGUAAAAAGGGAGUGGACCCCUUCAGUGGCAAAGACCCCUUUGCCCCAGCCUCCACCACAAGAGCAGAGAAAGGCAAGUUUGGGAACGAGGCGCAGCAGCUGGAGUGGGCCAAACGAGAGAGUGAGCGAGCGGAGAGGGAGAGACUCAAGAGACUCAGGCAGCAGGAGCAAGAAGACCUGGAGCUGGCCAUCGCACUGAGCAAGGCUGAGAUGUCCAAUGCCUGAAGACAUGUCCCCCCAACGUCAAAGGAGGUGUCCCCAACGUCUGAAGACAUGUCGCUUUGUCGCACGCCUGACAGGACAUGUCCCCCAAAGGCUAAGGACAUGUCACCCUAUGCCUCCUGUUCAACGGCUGAGAAGACAUGUCUCUCCUGUGCAAUGACUGAGAGGACAUGUUCCCCCUGUGCAACACCGGAGAGGACAUUUCCCUCCUGUGCAACGCCUGAGAGGACACGUUCCCUAUCCCACUGCUGAGCGGACAUGUCCCCUCUGUGUAACACCUGAGAGUACAUGUUCCCCCAUCCCACUACUGCGAGGACAUGUCCCCCCUGUGCAGUGGCUGACAGGACAUGUUCUCUUGUUUCGUGGGUGAGAGGACAUGUCCCCCCGUGCAAUGCCUGACAGGACAUGUCCUCUUGUUCCACGGCUGAGAGGACAUGUCCCCUCUAGGCAACGCCUGAGAGAACAUGUCCCCCCCGUCCCACAGCUGAGAAGACAUGUCCACCCUGUACAAUGCCUGAGAGGACCUGUCCCCCCUGUACAACCCCUGAGAGGACAUGUCCCCUCUGUGCAACGCAUGAGAGGACAUGUCUCCUCUUUCCCAUGCCUGAGAGGACAUAUCCCCUCUGUCCCACAGCUGAGAGGACUGAGAGGACAUGGCACCUCUGUCCAACGCUUAAGAGGACAUGUCCCUUUAUCACACUCCUGAGAGGACAUAUUUCCUCUUCUAACGCCUGAGAGGACAUGUCCACUGUCCUCUCAAUGUUUAUCAUGAACACUAAUGGUAAAUAUUGUACUUUAGAGAACUUUGAACUAAGCCUGAUGAUCAGUGAAGGAGGAUUGCUCCUGCUGCCCCUCCACCCAGGACUGAGGGGCUGAGGGGCACAGAGCUGUCUCUGCCCCGCCUCCCCUCCCUCCACACUCACAGUUUGGUGGGGGUCGUCUACUCAUUCUCCUGGGUUUCUCCAGAAGCUGCUGCUCUACACUGGUCUGGGGACUUCAGAACUCUUGUAUUAUAAAAUGUCCCAUGUGUUGUGUCUCCGCCAACGUCUCGACUGCUUACCCCGAGGGCUUCCUGCUUCAGAGGCCCAAAGGAGAGAGGCCAUAAGCUGUAGGACUCCUGUCACGCUAGGAUCCUACACAACAGGUCCACUGCUUUUUACAGUGUAUUCAGUAUGUACAGGUGUCUGCAGGUGGGCGGGGCUUCAGGUGACAUCACCAUUUUCUAGAGGCUUAAUAAUGAAAGGUGCACUGUGUAACAUUUCUGGGUCUGUCACCUACUUGUCUCAUGAAAAUAUUAUUGCUUUGCCUGGGAUAUUCCAUUGUUGAGGUUUCAGAGUUAGUCAUCGGCACACUAUUGUUGUUGUUGUUGUUGUUUUCUCCAUCCAGGAGCCACUUUCAACUUAUUUAGUUAAAUAAGUCUUGCGCAAAGGGAAGAGUUUUAGAAUGAAACUGCCCCGGCUUUGUUUACUAUCUAGCCUCAUUAAUCCAUCCAUCUAAUAGAAAAUGGCUUCUAGAUGGGAGUCGAAACUUGAUUUCAAAAACUUGGACCACUCCUGGACGACUGACGAUUUAUCAUUAUUUAUGAUCAUUCAUUGGUUUCAACUUCCUGUUUAUAGGCACCAUUUUGAGGACUUUUCACCAUUCAAAAAAUAUUUUCUUUAGAAUUGUUAAUUGCUAUUUUUCAUUACUCUGAAACCCAUGGAUUGAUUAAUUGGUAUUUUUAUAAGAAAUAUCCAAAAAGAAAAAUCCACAAAUUUUGGAUCUGAUCGAUAAUGACUUGGUUGUUAUAUUUACUAUUUUACAUCACUUAUGUGCAUGAUAGCAAACAUAAUGUUACCUGCACCUAUUAAAUAUUACAGGCCUAUUAAAAGUAGAGAUGUCACCUGAAACCCAGCAAUAUGGUGAUCCUUAUCUGUCUAAUGCAGCUCUAUGGUCAAACACAGACACACCCACUGACUCCUCUGAGGCUCUGGGUGAAUGACAGGUGGUUUUAACCAAUCACAGUGAAGUGUGACCUCUCACAUGAAACAGAUAGCUUUAGUUACCUCACGAUAUAAAGCUAGUAAAUGUACCAGAGAUAUGAUAAACAUUUACCUAAUCUCAGUGAAAAUCCUGAUGUAUGGCCUAAUCUUACUGUAAGGCUGGAUGGCUGAAUCUGUUAUAAGGGACCGUCUUACUUAGUUUCUUAACUUUUGGAAUAGUUAAAGAAAAUCUGAACUAUCUAGAAAUAUAUUAAUACAACUAACUUAAAGAGGAGGUAUUAUACAAAAUCAACUUUUUGGAGCUUUCUACCAUGCUAUAUCAUCAAAAACAUGUCUAAAAUGGUUUUAUAUGUCAUCCAUGCAUGUUUGAGUAAUCUAGCGAUCUCUCUCGCCCUAUUUUGAACCCUCCUUAUGGCUAGCAGUAUGAUUCUGUCGAACGCUCUGCACACAAGCCUACGUCAAAUAUGCUCCUGCUCGGCAAUUUUCCAUAAAUAUACAAAAGCAUGAUACAAAAUGAUACACUACAAUUUUACAAACCUGAUGUGAUGUGUUAUGUUUUAAUACCCAUUAGAAGUGCAAUACCACCUCUUUAAAUACUGGUACUGUGUAUGACUCAAGCACAAGCUGGUGUUAUCUGAUAGGUCAAAAGAGCGACUACUCCAGUCAUUUUAAUUACAUUUACUGAAACCAGACUCCAACACAUUGAAGCAUUUUGUAUUUUUCUGACUAAAACUGUGAUUUUGUAGAGGGCACUCACAUAUUGUAUGUACAUUUGGAAUAACAGUUAUAUUUAUUUAAUUUCUUUGUGCUUAAAUGUGUUUAGUUUUAACAAGAAUUUGCCAUGACAUGUUAUUAUUACCACUGGUUGUUUACAGAUGCGUCAAAACACAAAUUAACUGAAGGGAAGUGGGUUUUUUUAUGUUUUAAUGGAAUUGUUUAAAGUUUAUGUGAUAGAGGUCAUCAAUAUAUCAAUAACGGAAUAGUUUCAAAGAUAUACUAUGACACUGAGUAUAUCGUCUAUAAUAAAACAAAAUAUAAUAUUAAUAUAAGCAAGUGAAAUUUCUGGAUUUGACAGUCCUUUCAUGUUUUGUGUGAUACUUGAACCUCAGCCAAGACAUUUAAGCCCCAUUCACACAAAGAUUCCAAAAACAUGCCAGGUACAAAAUGCCAGAAUGCAAUGUUACCAUAUAGUGUAACCAGGAAACCAAGCUUGUAACCAAGGAAACCAAGCAAUGGUACUUCUAACUUUAUUCACACGUAACACUUCCCUGUGUAUUCUUAGUGAUUUAUCUAGGAAUUUGACAGAUCAAAAGCCCUAUUCACAUAUGCAGCCUGACCCUGGAAUUUUCCUGCAUUUUUCCAGAACAGGGUCAUGUGUGAACAAAGCCAGAACUCAACUAUAUCCAGAAUUUUGGCAGUACCAUUUCUUGGUUUCCUGAUUAUGCUAGUGGUAACAUUUCAUGCUCAUUCAGUAUAAGUGAUGCAGCAGUGUUCUGGGACUGGGGCAUGUGCAAACGGGGGUCACUGCUGAGUCUUCUGGAAAAUUACAGGGAACUAUGUGUGAAUGGGGCUAAAAAUGCAAAUGCAGGGAAAUAUGUUCUGGCUUUAUUCAUGUAUGACCCUGUUCUGGCAAAAUACAGGUAUAUUCUCGGGUCAGACUACUUGUGUGAAUGGUGUUUAACAAACCUGAUGGAUUGUAAAAAAAUAUCUGAUUAUGUUUCUCAAGUGAAUCCAUGGGUAGUUUUUGUCAGUAUGGCCCACCCCUACUGUAUUGUUUAGUUUUCUCCAGUUCUUCUUAUCAAACAUGUUCUUUGAAAAUCAGACAGUAUUCCUGAUUUGAAUUGCUUUGUUUUGCACACAGACGGCUAAUGCUAACGUGGCUAAUGCUAAACCGAGGCUAGCUCCUGUUGUUUCCUCUAGUGUUUGUGGUCUAGUCUCUGUGAGGUGAAGCCUAAGCAACUCCAGAGCUGCAUGAAAUGAACAUUAAAAUAAAUAACAAGGCCUGUCACAGUUAUAUGCUACAGAAAAUAUUAAAAUAAACAGCCAUAUUGAGAGCACCAACUGUAAAGCAGGAUAGUGCCAGCAAACACUUUUCUAAAUUAAAUUUGCACGUUUCUGCUUGUCUUUAUGUAUAUUAUAUCUUUGCCUGAAAUGCCAUACUGUGGAACAUUUCAGGCAAAGCUAUAUGUUCAUGAAGACAAGCAGAAAAGUGCAACUUUAACGCCUACAUCUAUCUUGCGUUUAUUCAGUUAUAGGUGUUUUUAAUGCUCAAAAAUACAUGCAUUCUUAUUAUGAGCCUCUAGCUAUUGCCUCUGAUCUGUAACUUGUCUCCAAGGAGAUAGAUAUAGAUCUAGAGAGAUGAGGUAGAUAAGGCCAUACUUUGGAACAUUAAAUUGUAAUUGUAACUAAUCUUGAUGGUAGUUUGAAUAGUACAAAUACAUUUUUUUCAGUUUGUUGUUAAUCAUUUAUCGUGAUCUCAAUCAUAAACAGAUGACAAAUGUAACAAUUUGCUCGGUAAACUUGCUUUAGUAAAAACUGUUGUUGAGCGCUUAGGCAAGAUACUUCCACUCCCCUUACCCAGUGUGAAUGUGGUGCGUGUGUUAGUGUUGGUGGUGGUCAGAGGACCUGAUAGUGUAGAUUGGCAGCCUUGGUUCUGUCGGUUUGCCCCGGGGCUGCUGUGGCUACAGUAGUAUACCACCACAAGUGUGGAGUGAAUGAAUAAUAAUAAUUUAAAACUUGAAAGGCGCUAUAUAACUCCAAUGCAUUACUACUAUUAUAUUUUUUGGACUGUUAACAAAUGGCUUAAAUAUUGCUUUGAAAAUCUCUUGACAAUUACUGACCUCAAGAUGGACAGAAUUCAAAUGGGAAAAAUGUAAUUGUCUGUCAGGUGGAAGGCCUCAGAGUACUACCAUAUCUUUAUGUUUCUUUUCAUAUGUAUAUCGCUGUAUUUCUAUCAUUUGUGUAUUGUGUAUUUUGUGCAGCCCUGGUGUAGCCUGGCCUGGAGAAAUACCUACGUGACACUGGUACUGGCUUCUUACCUCAGUUGUGCAAUAGAUGUUACAUACUUGUUCAUUUUAGUUUGAUGUGUUUGUAUUGUACUGUAUAUUUUAAACAUAUUUAUACAUUUCUGUAUUAGCUACCUUCUCAUUUCAUUCUUCGUCAAGGAAGAUCAGAAUGUGAAAAUGACUACCCUCUCACAAAAUCUCAUAUUAUUCACUACAAAGGAAGGGUCACUGAUGGAGAAAGUAUUGACCUGAGAGUACAUGUGGGCAGGGCCGGGUGGCGCUGAGGGUCUCUGCCCACCUGGAAUAAAGGCCU
Messenger RNA from Periophthalmus magnuspinnatus, 8139 nucleotides. RefSeq names its product epidermal growth factor receptor substrate 15-like 1. The coding region runs from base 23 to 2842 and encodes 939 amino acids. Gene Ontology annotation, biological process: endocytosis; endosomal transport. Lineage: Eukaryota; Metazoa; Chordata; Actinopteri; Gobiiformes; Gobiidae. The record is from RefSeq and is a predicted model, not a curated record. Gene Ontology annotation, molecular function: cadherin binding; calcium ion binding. The transcript has 26 exons. Gene Ontology annotation, cellular component: clathrin coat of coated pit; plasma membrane; cytoplasm.